AUGUGUCCGGCCUCCCCGUGCCGCUCCUUCUCCCCGCUCGCCCUGUCGUUAGAUGGCGCUGGGAGGCCGGUAACGGGCAGCAGCGAGGGGCAGAGUGGGGACGGAGCAGUGACCCGGCACCUCGGGGGUUCAUCCCCGCUGCGGUGGAGAGAGGGACAGCCUGGCAGGGCAGCCCCCUCGCCCUCCCCUGUCCCAGGCAGCCGCAGGAGCAGCUCCGAAGCCAGCUCCCGCAGCGGGGAAGGUUCAUGUGAACCUCCCUGCUCUGACGAGUUAGGGCUCAGCUUGGCUUCAGCGAGGCUGCACGAAGCUGCUGGAGACGAGCAUCUGGGCCGGGCUGAGCGCGGCUGCGGGCGCCUGUUCCGCCGUGCCCGGCCCCUCGCUGCGGGAGUCGCUCGGUUGCGGCACCGGCCGGAGCCCGGCGAGCGCCGGCGCUGCGCUGGAACAGAUGGCUCCGGGGCUGCUGAGCUCAGCGCUUUGGCUGAGCAACAAGCAUCGGCUCCUGCCUGCGCCCUCCCCUCGCCGCUCACUCUCCUGGGCAUCUCGCACCUCGCAGUGCUCUCCUCUCCACCUCCAGCCCCGAGAGGGGAUGGCAAACUGGGGAGGGCUGCCCGCCUCCCUCUCCCCGUCCCUCCGCCCCCUCCCUGGGGCUGGCGGCCAGCCCCGAAGUUGCGGCGAGGCGGGAGGACACGCGUCCUGUCCUUCCACCGCCCCCGUGUCCCCCUCCCUCUCCCCGCCCCAUCCCCGCAGCCCUCCCCGGCUCCGCCGUCCGGUGCCGGUUGUCCGGUGGGAGAUGGCUGCCGGGGCCCGGCGACCGCCGAGACACCUGCUGCCACCGGGCCCCCCCCGCGCGGCCGCUCCGCUCCCGCGCCCCCCUUCCCCCGCUCCCGCCGCUGCCUCCCGCCGCCGCCGCAGAGCCGCCGCCGCCAAGGACGAGCCGGGACCGACGGCGACCGCCGGAUCCCCCCGGCCGGGACCGAUCCCGCCCCUGGGGACUGUCCCGGAGGAGGAGGAGGAGAGGGCUGGGAAGAGCGCAGCCGCCGGUGGGACGCGCAGCCCCGCCGGAGCCGCGGGGGAUGUAGGCACCGGGCAGCGGCGGUCCCGGACGUGGCGGUGGACAUGGGCAGAGCGCCGGCGCACGCUCUGCUGCUGUCGCUGCUGCUGGGCUGCUCGGCUGCCUUCACACACCUCCUGCUGCCGGGCCCCGAGGAGCCCGUGGUCAACGUGGCCGUGGUGUUUGGGGGCACGUCCUACCCCCUGCACAUCCGCUCCCGCCUGAGUCCACAGAGCUUCCUGGACAUGCCCCUGGAGAUCCACCCCAUCACCGUGGUCGUCAACAACACCAACCCCAGCACCCUCCUCACCCAGAUCUGCCACAUCCUCAGCAGCCACAAGAUCCACGGCAUCGUCUUCGAGGACAACGUUGGCACAGAGGCCGUGGCCCAGAUCCUUGACUUCAUCUCCUCCCAGACCCAGGUCCCCGUCAUCAGCAUCAGCGGCGGAUCUGCCGUGGUCCUGACCCCCAAGGAGCCUGGCUCAGCUUUCCUGCAGUUGGGUGUCUCCAUCGAGCAGCAAAUCCAAGUGAUCUUCAAGGUGCUGGAGGAAUACGACUGGGGUUCCUUCACCGUCAUCACCAGCCUCUACCCAGGCUACAACAUCUUCCUGGACGUCAUCCGCUCCUUCACAGACGCCAGCUACUUCGGCUGGGAGCUGCAGGAGGUGCUCACCUUCGAGAUGAGCCAGGAGCAGAGCAGCUCCAGGACGCAGCGGCUCCUGCGCCAGAUCGAUGCCCAAGUCCUCAUCGUCUACUGCUCCCGGGAGGAGGCCGAGUACCUGUUUGCCAUGGCGGAGCAGGCCGGCCUCGUGGGGCCUGGCUACGUCUGGAUCGUGCCCAGCCUGACGGUGGGCAACAUGGAGGUGCCCCCUGCCUCCUUCCCCGUCGGCCUCAUCAGCGUGGUGACGGAGAGCUGGAAGCUGAGCCUGCGGCAGAAGGUGCGGGACGGCGUGGCCAUCGUCGCCAUGGGGGCCGCCAGCUUCUUCCGGGCCCACGGCUACCUGCCGGCGGUGGGCCGGGGCUGCUGGGCCCCCGCCGGGGCCGCUGCCAAUGCCACCUUCUACCGGCACCUCCUCAACGUGACGUGGGAGCACAGGGACUUCUCCUUCAAUGAAGGUGGCUACCUGAUCAGGCCCACCAUGGUUGUGAUCUCGCUCAACCAGCACCGGCUCUGGGAGAUGGUGGGCAAGUGGGAGAAAGGCAUCAUCCACAUGAAGUACCCGGUGUGGCCCCGCUACGGCUCCUUCCUGCAGCCCGUGGCCGACAACCGGCACCUGACGGUGGCCACGCUGGAGGAGAGACCCUUUGUCAUCGUGGAGAACACGGACCCCAGCACCGGCGUCUGCGUGCGCAACACCGUGCCCUGCCGCAAGCAGACCAACUCCUCCCAGAGUGGUGACGGCCUCGUGGAUCCCUACACCAAGCUGUGCUGCAAGGGCUUCUGCAUCGACAUCCUGAAGAAGUUGGCCAAGGCGGUCAAGUUCUCCUAUGAUCUCUACCUAGUGACCAAUGGCAAACAUGGCAAGAUCGUCCGUGGGGUCUGGAACGGCAUGAUUGGUGAGGUGUACUACAAGCGGGCAGACAUGGCCAUCGGCUCCCUCACCAUCAACGAGGAGCGCUCCGAGAUCGUGGACUUCUCCGUGCCCUUCGUGGAGACCGGCAUCAGCGUCAUGGUGGCCAGGAGCAACGGCACCGUCUCCCCCUCUGCCUUCCUGGAGCCUUACAGUCCGGCCGUGUGGGUGAUGAUGUUCGUGAUGUGCCUCACCGUGGUGGCUGUCACCGUCUUCGUGUUCGAGUAUUUCAGCCCCGUUGGCUACAACCAGAACCUCACCAGUGGCAAGAGGCCGGGAGGUCCCUCCUUCACCAUCGGCAAGUCGGUGUGGUUGCUGUGGGCUCUGGUCUUCAACAACUCGGUGCCCAUCGAGAACCCCAAGGGCACCACCAGCAAGAUCAUGGUGCUCAUCUGGGCCUUCUUCGCCGUCAUCUUCCUCGCCAGCUACACCGCCAACCUGGCAGCCUUCAUGAUCCAGGAGCAGUACAUCGACACCGUGUCGGGGCUGAGUGACAGGAAGUUUCAGAAGCCACAGGAGCAGUAUCCCCCGUUCCGCUUCGGCACCGUCCCCAACGGCAGCACCGAGAGGAACAUCCGCAGCAACUACCCCGACAUGCACACCCACAUGGUGAAGUACAACCAGCGCUCCGUGGAGGAUGCCCUCACCAGCCUCAAAACGGGGAAGCUGGACGCCUUCAUCUACGACGCGGCGGUGCUCAACUACAUGGCGGGCAAGGACGAGGGCUGCAAGCUGGUGACCAUCGGCAGCGGGAAGGUGUUCGCCACCACGGGCUACGGCAUCGCCCUGCAGAAGGACUCGCGCUGGAAGAGAGCCAUCGACCUGGCCCUGCUCCAGUUCCUGGGAGAUGGUGAGACCCAGAAGCUGGAGACAGUUUGGCUGUCGGGGAUCUGCCAGAAUGAGAAGAAUGAGGUGAUGAGCAGCAAGCUGGACAUCGACAACAUGGCUGGGGUUUUCUACAUGCUGCUGGUGGCCAUGGGGCUGAGCCUGCUGGUCUUUGCCUGGGAGCACCUCGUCUACUGGAAGCUGCGUCACUCUGUCCCCAAGUCCCACAAGCUUGACUUCCUCCUGGCCAUCAGCAGGGGCAUCUACAGCUGCUUCAGUGGGGUGCAGACGAUGGCGAGCCCCAGGCGGGCGCCCACCCCCGACGUCACCGCCAACUCGGCUCAGGCCAACGUGCUGAAGAUGCUGCAGGCGGCCAAGGACAUGGUGUCGACGGCCAGCGUGGGGGGCUCGCUGGAGCAGGCCACCCGCACCAUCGAGGACUGGAGCAGCCGCAGCGAGCGGCUCCACACCACCUUCUCCCUCAGGACACCUCAGCUCGUGGUGCAGAACAGCACCGGCGCCCACCGGGCCCCCUCCUCCGGCCCGGCCCCUGCUGACAGGCUGGGGAGAGCCUUCACUCCCAAGGGUGCUCCCCUGGGGCUGCCCCUGCCCCAGCCCAUCCCCAUGGACUCCCGGCUGCCGGGAGAGGAGAAGUGGAGAGGGGCGAACGAGCAUGUCCCCCGCCUCCUCCACCCCCUCAAGUUUCGGGGUGGCUGUGAGGGGGAUGAAGCGCUCCCGGCUUUCCCUCACCUCCUGGUGAAGACCUCAGUGAGGGAGGAUUGUGGGGAGCAGGUGUUGGUAGGGAACCACGUCGGGGCUCCCCACCCACCCCCCACAUCCCCCAGGGACCUCCCGCCGCCGGACAUCUACCGGGAGCACAAGCGGCCGCCGGGGUGGGGGGAACGGCUGCCAAACACCCCCCUGCUCCCGGGGGCCGGGGGCCACGGGGGCUCAGGGACCCUGCCCCGGCUGCUGUCAGCGGCAGACAAGAGGCGGGAGGCGGGCAGCCCCUUCCUGCCUCCAUCUUGCCCUCGUGGAGCCUUCCCCAAAGCCAGCAGGACUUGCAGAGCCAGGGCCGAGGCGGCCGGGCCGGGGGCUGCGCUGCCCGAGCAGGAGCAGCCGGGGCAGCGGCUGAGCUCGGCGCGGGGCCCCGGGGAGCGGGCGGAGAAGAGGCCUCCCGGGGGCCCGCGGCUCUGCGGGGCCGCCCGCGCCCACCUGCCCGACCUCUUCCCCGAAGCCGAGACCCCCUACGGCUGCGGCCCCCGCUGUGCCCAGCCCACGGGCCGGCUGGCCCCGCGCUCGCCCGCGGCCAGGCUGCCAUCGUACGGCGAGGCCUGCCGGCAGAACCCCCGCGGCGCCGCCCCCGCCCCGGCCUGCGCGGCCUCCGCCUGCCUCAACGCCUGGGGCCCGUGGCCGCCGUGGCGGGGCUGCCCGCCGCCGCGGGAGCCGCGCGGGGGGCCGGCGGGCUGCGGGGCCGGGCGCCGGGCCGGCGGCUGCGGGGACUGCGGGGGGCGCGGGGACAAGGCCCCGCUGCGGGCGGCGGGCACCCACAGGAGCGCCCCGCGGGGCAGCCGCGGCGGGACGAGCCCCUGUGCCGGCGGGUCCUGGCGACGGGUCUCCAGCCUGGAGUCGGAGGUGUGA
Colius striatus (speckled mousebird) is the source of this 5088-nucleotide messenger RNA. RefSeq names its product glutamate ionotropic receptor NMDA type subunit 2C (gene GRIN2C). The transcript is spliced from 16 exons. Gene Ontology annotation, biological process: long-term synaptic potentiation; excitatory postsynaptic potential; monoatomic ion transport. Gene Ontology annotation, cellular component: postsynaptic density membrane; postsynaptic membrane; NMDA selective glutamate receptor complex. Gene Ontology annotation, molecular function: transmitter-gated monoatomic ion channel activity involved in regulation of postsynaptic membrane potential; NMDA glutamate receptor activity. The coding region runs from base 1 to 5088 and encodes 1695 amino acids. The record is from RefSeq and is a predicted model, not a curated record. Lineage: Eukaryota; Metazoa; Chordata; Aves; Coliiformes; Coliidae.